Molecule: messenger RNA, 2048 nt
Organism: Ilex paraguariensis (yerba mate)
Lineage: Eukaryota; Viridiplantae; Streptophyta; Magnoliopsida; Aquifoliales; Aquifoliaceae
Source: the annotation of a GenBank genome assembly
ACGUGUGUCUGAAAUUGUGUGUGCGUCUCAGAGAGAGAGAGAAUUUGCUGAUAGCUUUUUCUUCCAAUUGUAACUGGUAAGAUUGUAGCUGUUGCUAUGGCGACAGUUGCCACAGGUGGGGGACUAGGAGGAGUGAAGCUCCACACUCUUAACCACAAACCAGUAUCUUCAUUUCUGGGUAAGAAGCUCGAGCUCAAAACCUUACCAAAAUCAAUACCAUAUAGAAAAAUUCCCAGUUCAAAGUCCAAAUCACUUGUAGUUUCGGCUUCUGGAGUCGAAUGGACCCAUUUUGUUCAUGAUCUUUUUGUGGGUGUUGGGGUUGGACUUCCAUGUACAGUUAUGGAGUGUGGGGAUAUAAUAUACAGAAGCACACUGCCCAAAUCAAAUGGUCUCACAGUCACUGUUCCCGGAACGAUUUUAGCUUUGGGUACUCUGUCUUACCUCUGGGCUACCCCUGGUGUGGCUCCUGGCUUCUUUGAUAUGUUUGUUCUUGCUUUUGUUGAGAGAUUUUUCAGACCCACUUACAGGAAGAAUGAUUUUGUAUUGGGGAAGAAGUUGGGGGAGGGAGCUUUUGGAGUGGUUUACAGAGCUUCCUUGGCUAAGAAGCCCUCUAAGGAAGGUGAUUUAGUCUUGAAAAAGGCUACUGAAUAUGGUGCAGUGGAGAUUUGGAUGAAUGAACGCGCGCGAAGGGCUUGUGCAAGUUGCUGUGCUGACUUUGUGUACGGCUUUCUUGAGAGUUCUUCAAAGAAAGCAGGCGAAUAUUGGCUCAUAUGGCGGUUUGAAGGGGAAGCAACACUGGCAGAUUUGUUUCAGAGUAGAGAGUUUCCCUACAAUGUUGAAGCAAUUAUUCUUGGAGAGGUCCAGGACUUGCCGAAGGGGUUGGAAAGGGAAAAUAGAAUCAUUCAGACAAUCAUGAGACAACUCCUAUUUGCAUUGGAUGGUCUUCAUUCAACGGGGAUUGUCCAUAGAGAUAUUAAACCACAAAAUGUUAUUUUUUCUGAAGGUACUCGUAUAUUCAAGAUCAUUGAUCUUGGAGCUGCAACAGAUUUGCGAGUGGGCAUCAAUUACAUUCCAAAAGAGUUUCUAUUAGAUCCAAGAUAUGCUGCACCUGAGCAAUACAUUAUGAGCACACAAACUCCCUCUGCACCCUCAGCUCCUGUGGCAGCAGCACUUUCCCCAGUUCUGUGGCAGUUGAAUCUACCAGAUCGAUUUGAUAUCUACAGCACAGGUCUCAUAUUCCUACAAAUGGCGUUCCCAGGACUACGCACAGACAGUAAUCUCAUACAAUUCAACCGUCAGCUAAAGAGAUGUGAGUAUGAUUUGGUUGCGUGGAGGAAGACAGUAGAGCCUCGUGCCAGCCCUGAACUCCGUAGGGGUUUUGAGUUGCUAGAUUUAGAUGGUGGAAUCGGAUGGGAACUUCUAACGUCAAUGAUUCGGUUUAAAGCACGACAAAGAGUCAGUGCAAAAGCAGCUCUGGCCCAUCCCUACUUCGAUCGAGAAGGUCUGUUGGCUCUGUCCAUCAUGCAGAACCUAAGGCUGCAAUUCUUCCGAGCUACACAACAGGAUUAUGGGGAAGCUGCUAAAUGGAUUACUCAGCUAAUGGCAAAGUCAGGAACAAAGAAGGAUGGUGGCUUCACUGAAGCACAGCUUCAGGAGCUCAGAGAAAUCGUACCCAAGAAGAAGGCUAGUGCACCGAGGAAUGCUCUGGCAUCAGCCCUUCGCCUUCGGAGGAAGAUUAUACGGACGAUAAAUGAGAGUGUGGAUGAGCUUAAUCAACGCAGGAAGAGCUUAUGGUGGAGCAGGUGGAUCCCCAGAGAGGAAUGAAGUGCUUUUGUUUUUGUAAAUAUACACAAUUAAGUUAUACUUUUGUGUAAAUUUUGUGCAGCCAUCAAUACUAAAUAAACUGAUGGAAUGAAAUGAUGUUUAGUAGGGAGAAGCAUUAGGCUGUAUCUGAGAGAGAUGUACUUGGAAUGUUUCACACACACUUUAGAGGAAACUGAAGUGUAUGAAUACACAUAUAUAUAUAUUCUUGCCAGCACCAUCACCAC